UGGUCGUUUAGUGACACGCCCCUAUGGAGGCCUGGUGGCUUCAACACAGCGCCCCCUAUUGGUCAUUUAGUGACACGCCCCCUAUGGAGGCCUGGUGGCUUCAACACAGCGCCCCCUAUUGGUCAUUUAGUGACACGCCCCCUAUGGAGGCCUGGUGGCUUCAACACAGCGCCCCCUAUUGGUCAUUUAGUGACAUGCCCCCUAUGGAGGCCUGGUGGCUUCAACACAGCGCCCCCUAUUGGUCGUUUAGUGACACGCCCCCUAUGGAGGCCCGGUGGCUUCAACACAGCGCCCCCUAUUGGUCGUUUAGUGACACGCCCCCUAUGGAGGCCUGGUGGCUUCAACACAGCGCCCCCUAUUGGUCGUUUAGUGACACGCCCCCUAUGGAGGCCUGGUGGCUUCAACACAGCGCCCCCUAUUGGUCAUUUGGUGACACGCCCCCUAUGGAGGCCUGGUGGCUUCAACACAGCGCCCCCUAUUGGUCAUUUAGUGACACGCCUCCUAUGGGGGAUGGGAUGUUCCCCCUUGCUGGAAGAGGGGGGGGUGGCAGAGAGAAACCGUUUGAGACUGUCCCUGUGUGAGUGCGUGUAUAGAAAUCAAUUAGCCUCCCGUGUCAUUACCGUUUCAGCAGGGAAAUCAAUCCAACACAGAUGAAUGACCUGUGCGCAGUGAUGUACUUUUUUUUUAAAAGGGCCAUUUCCCAGAAA
Messenger RNA from Oncorhynchus keta (chum salmon), 707 nucleotides. Its product is annotated as snake venom metalloprotease inhibitor 02D01-like. The record is from RefSeq and is a predicted model, not a curated record. The coding region runs from base 24 to 581 and encodes 185 amino acids. Lineage: Eukaryota; Metazoa; Chordata; Actinopteri; Salmoniformes; Salmonidae. The transcript has 2 exons.